Molecule: messenger RNA, 1062 nt
Organism: Orussus abietinus
Lineage: Eukaryota; Metazoa; Arthropoda; Insecta; Hymenoptera; Orussidae
Exons: 2
Coding region: 1-1062 (353 amino acids)
Source: RefSeq, a predicted model, not a curated record
AUGGAGGAAGAAACGUUGAACAUUCGGAUGCCCGUCAUCUUCGACGAGUCCAUAGCGCACUGCGAGACGCCUGCGCACCAACCUUACGCCUCGUCAACGUUCAACAACAACGACGAGAUUCGAAUCUCCGUUCAACACCAAGAGCUGUUCUUACUACCAAGCAGAAGUUCGUUACAUGUAUACGGGAAGCUGGUUCAGAAAGAUGGGUCUACGGUGACUGCUAGUACGGUUCUGGUCAAUAACGCCAUCUGUCAUCUCUUCGAGGAAAUUCGCUAUGAAAUGAACUCCAUCGAGAUCGAUCGAAACAAGAACGUUGAUCUCACGAGUCUCAUGAAGGGCUACCUUUCCCUAACACGCGGUGAACGCGCAUUGAUGGAAAACGCCGGUUGGUUCACCGAGCAAACGAAAUUGACCGAUGCAGCCGGUUACUUUGACGUAUCCAUACCGCUGAGCAUGAUACUGGGAUUCGCGGAGGAUUAUCGGAAGAUCGUCGUCAACGCUAAACACGAAUUGAUUCUGACGAGGGCCAAGAGCGACGCCAAUGCGAUCGUGCAAACUGCUACGGAGGAAUACAAAGUCGUAAUUCAGAAGUUGGAGUGGCUGAUACCGUACGUGAGAGUCUCGGAUCGACGAAAGAUAGAAUUGUUGAAGUUCAUCGAGAAAGAUGCACCCAUAUCCAUGAGCUUUCGUACCUGGGAGUUGUACGAGUAUCCUCUUCUCCCCACCACUUCGAAACACACGAACAGAAUUAAUAAGAACGACAAGAACGCAAGUCACUUCGAUCACUGUAACGUCAGAGACGUUAAACUCUUUUUGAAUUCACAAUGUUACCCUUAUGGAAGUUUGAACCUUGACAUUGCUCGCAAUCAGUUUGCUCUACUGUAUGAGAUGUACGCAAACUUUCAAGCGUCGUAUUACGGUAAAGACCCUGAGCCGCUGUUAAAGAGAAAUGAAUUUUUGGAGCAUGCACCUCUGAUAGUCAUCGAUUGCUCGAAACAAAACGAGUCCCUCAAGUUCGGACCGAUUAUCUUACUUGCAUGCGUUCUCUGUUCCGUCGCUUAG